AGUGAGCUCUGGGGUCCAGCAGAGCAACAAGUACCCAGUACCGAAGUACCCAGUUCCAGUAACCAGUGCCACCAAGUGCCAGAGCCAGCCCGCGUCGCGCUUCGUCUCCCACCUGAAAACCCGAAAAACACGGAAAGAAACGAGCUCGGAUUCUAGCUAGAUCAGCCAGCAGCACGCCAGUUGGCAACCGCCCAACCACUCCAAUUUGAAUGCUGGACGGGGAGCUCCUCAAGACUCCGGCGUAGAUCGCACAAACUAUUCCAAAAAGACCACCAAUUCAGAAGCGUUUGAAAAAUGUAACGACAAUUUAAACGAUAAAAAAAACACAAAAAUAAAAACAAAAAAACAACCGAAAGGCGGAAAAAUAUUCAAUAGAACCCACAGAGAAUCCACUUCAGCGAGAUCAGCAUGUCUUCCGCCCUAUGUCGUGUGUGAGGGAAAACUCGCCGCCGCUGGAACCCGACCUGGAUGCCAGUGGAUGCCAGGGGCCAUUGUCGUUGCCCUCGGAGGGCGGAAGGUCGCAUGGCGGUGCUGUAACCUCCACUCCCAUCUCCAGUCCAGGAAACGAUGCCCACCAGUCCACCCCAACAGCCGACCAAAAUCAGCAGCAGCAGCAGCAGAAACGGCGCCGUUUCCAUCCACUCCGUAAUCUCCGCCGCAUCUUCCGCCGCCGCACCAUCAACACAUCCGCAGACAGUCCGUCCCCCGGCAUUGGCAUAGGACCCGGAUCCUGCAAUACCCUACCGCCACCGGCCAGUAGCAGCAGUGAGAAGAACCUGCGAGCUUCGGCUGCACCAGGAUCCCCCCUGAAUCUCCAGCAGCUGCCAGAGCAGAGCUACCAGACACAGUCGCUGCCCAAGUCGAAGUCCUACGGCUCCCAUCGCGAUGAGUUGCUGAGCGUGCUUCUGGGCAAGAAGCGGAGCGGCAAGCAGGCGCCAGCACAGCACAGCCUGGACCAGAAUCCAGGCCAGUUUCAGUCCCCAGUCCAAGCCCAGCAGGAAGCCAUGUCCCAGCGUGGAGUGGCCGUCUUUCCCGUCGACUCCCUCGGCAUGAGCAGGAGCAGCUACUUUGCAGAGCAGCGCAUACAGCAGCGCCUUCUCCGCAGCGUAGGUGACUCCUCGCAGGAGCUGGAGGGUGGAUCCAUAUCUGUUUCCGGAUCGGGAUCGGGUUCGGGGGCCGGUGGAGCUGCCGAUAUCUCCGACAGCCAGCGGAGUCUCAGCGAGGGUCGCCUUCUAGAUGUGGACGGGGAUUACUCUCGGGAGACUCUGUCGCAGUCCCACGACAGUGUCUUCUCCGAGUCAGCAACGGCCAGCAGUCUAUCGAUAGUACUGAAGGCGGAACUCACGGAUGUGCUGCGUAAGAGACGCAACCGACCCGAUGCCUCUGACGAGGAUCUGGGCCUGCCCCGCAGUCCGGCCUCGCCGCAGAGACGGGCGGCCGGUGGCAACAGCAGCCGGCUUGCCCACGGAGGUGGUCACCAAAGCCACCAUCAGUCGCGUGGUGGUGCCCAUGGAGCACAUAGCCAGAGCGAGGUGACAUCCCUCAGCCUGCUGAGUGUCAACAGUGCUGAGGGGGACACGGAGGACAGCCACCGGCACCACUUACGGGUCUCCACCAGUUCGUCCAUCUCGAUGGGCUCGGACAUACUUCGAUCCCAUCAAGAGGACGAUGUGGAUGCCGUGGGCAGGGAACAGCACCGGCUGUCACAUGCAGCGGCCAGGCACAAAAUGGCCAUCAGGCCAGCCAAGAAGAAGGUUCCCACAAGACAGCACCGCAUGACUCUGGAGACCUCCAUCCCAGAGGCCAACGAGGAUGUACUGAAGAUGAGUCCUGGACUGAGAGCUGUGCAUGAUGCUGAGCUCAAGAGCAAGACGCGCUCACUGCCUCCGAAGACCCUGACUGCCAUGGCGCCUCAGGCACAGGCGAUCCCCGCCAGCUUGGUGACCACCAAGCGGACCAAGACGAUCGAGCAGAGCUCUAUCAGCAGCACAGUGACCACAAGCUCAUCCUCCUAUGGACUGAGAGCCUUGACCACCAAGCCCAACGCCGUGUUGGAGACUCGUGGUGAGUCCUCCACGGAUUGCGAUGACUUCCUGGCGAACGAGCGAGAGCGGGAGAGCGAAAGCGGAUUCUUGCGUCGCUUAAUGCACAGGAACUCGAAGAGAUCUAUUGCCAGAGCUAACGACGGAGUGGAGGACACAGACUCCAGCCAGAGCGUGGCCAAGAAGCUGCAGAUCUCGACCUCCUGCUUGGAGGCAGCUGCUCGGGAGCCCGUCUCCUUGCCGGAUAAGGCGCGCAGUGCCACCUCCCAUGAGCAAAACAUUCUGGAGACGCGGCAGAUCAUCAAGCGGGAGAUCCACAACGAGGGCAAACAUGGCCUCAACGCCAUAGUCAGCAACUACGGCGUCCAUCCGCAUCCGCCGACGCCCCUAAAGCCAAAAUCUGGUCCGGCAGCCAGGCAGCGUUAUCUGCCCAAGGAGCUGGGAGCCGUCCCUAGUUUGCAGGAGAAGACCCCACUCAGUAACGAUGUGACCAAUCUACUCUCGAAGAGCUCACGCGGAAACGACACCUUCCAGUCCACGACCUUGGUGCGGGAGCAGCAGACCAAGGUGGAAACCUCUACCCACUUCGAGCGAAAGCCCCGGAUAGUGGGCCUGAGUGCCUUCCAGCAGAAGCUGUCGCGCUCCACCGACUCAGUGGGCCAGCACUCCAGCUCCUCCAAUUCGUUGGAGACCAGCACGGACGAACCCUCGCCCCUGUACUACGAGGAGAAGCAGCGCAAAACAGUGGAGAAGGCGCGUAGCUUCCGCAACUACCAGGAGGAGGGUGUGGAGUCACCUUCCGUGCACAACAACAUGCCCAGUCUGCCGGAUCUCUCGCUAAGUUUCCGAGUACCGGCCUACUACAAGCAGACGCCGCAGUCCCCCAUCUGCUCUCCGAUCUCGCCGAGCGCCAAGUGCGUCUCCCUGGGCUUCGAGAUCAAUGACAACAAGUUGCUACAAGCGCGUGCCGAGUCCACGGGUCAGCUGCCAUCACCGGGAGCCAAGAGCUCGCCCCAAAGGGCCGUCUCAACCACCAAGCUAUUGGUGGGCAGUCCGGGACCCACGAAUAUCUCACAGAUAGAGCAGAACAUUGACUUAAUUGUAAAGUCACCGCUGGUUAGUGUUCUCAGGAAGUCGGGCAACGUGACGCAGCCGGAGAAGCAGCCAGAAAAGUUGCCGGAGAAGCCUCACCAGGAGGCGGCACCCUCCCCCAAGCAACGUCCGAAGCUGUUGGAUUUGGGAACUAAGAUAGCCGUUCCCCUUGCAGCCAGUCCGAGUCCUGCCAGCCCACUAACUAAGACCGCCAAGCUCUCCAACAGCCCACCAACCACGCCAGCCAAGCCACAGAGCUCCAGCUCCAGCAGUCGUCGUAACUCCAGCAACGUGGAGGCCACUGGAGAGCCGGAGUUCAUGAAGAUCCAGCUGAAUCGCGUAGAUCAGGCCCGCCUGCACAACAAGGCAAAUCACUUGGUGCUAGCAAAGAACCUGAAGUCGUCGUCCACAGAACGCAGUCAGAGCAGCGAUGACCUCAGCUUCAGGCGAAGCAGCGGAGAGAGUCUUUCUGGUAUCGAGAUCGUAGAGCAGCAAGUGCAGAAGGUAGCAACUCCGGUGGUCAGGCAAGGUCUGGAACCCAGCCUUAGCCGGCAGCUGCGAUCCGUGAGUGCCAAUAGUGUGAGGUCGAGUUACGGAAGCAGCAAUGAGGGAUUGUCCGUCCCGAACACUCCCGCGACCACACCCAGUACACCGAAGAGUAAUGGAGUGGCGGCCAAGGGUCCUCCCAGGGAGGUCAAGAGUGCCAAGGAUGUCAAGGAUGCGAAGGAUGCCAAUGAGCAGGCAGGCAGCCCCAAAGAGGUGGUGAAGAGCAAUCGUUUGUCGCUGGAAGAUCGCAAAAGGUUGUUCCUCAGUGAGGAGAGACCAAAGGUGCUGGUGGAGCAGCGCAGAAAGUCGAUCGGCAAGGCGGAGAUCAUAGCCACCAGUGCACCGCCGACGCCUUCAGUGAUACCUGCCACACCUGCCAUUCCCAUUACCCCUGUUACGCCCACUUCGCCCGAAAUUAACGAAGUCAAUGGCAACGGUUCACCCACAUCCACCUCCAAUCCCGUGGUGCUGCGCAAGAAGUCCUUCGCCAGCUGCAAUGGCAACACAGCCACGCCCUCUAAGGACGAUCCCACGCCCGAGCUGAUGAAGGUCUUCGCCCGCCGCUCUCUCAAGGUGAAGGACGAUGAGGUGGUGACACUAGCUCAGGCACAAACGGCCAUUCAGGUCACCACAGCCGCGACCGGAGCCGCCAAAAAGCUGCCGCCCAGCGGUAGUGGAGCUGGAAAUCAGAGCGUGGACAGCGACAAGGAGAACCAGUCCAAUAGCGAGGAGAAGCUGGAUAAGCUGGCGCCCAAGUACGAGGCGCAGGUGAGCACAGGGGAGACCGGAAAGACGACUCAUCAUCAUCACCCCAGCAGCAAUCGCAACUCGGUGGCCGAUUUCCGAAAUCUCAACAACAAUAACAACAACAAUCAGCAGAAGACGACGCCAAAAGUGGUUAACUACCUGCCCCCCAUUAAGGUCAGCAACACGGGACGCAAUAGUCUCAACAAUAGCAACCAAAUCAACAAUAAUGGGAACGGAAACGGUAUCGUUACCAAGCCAGUGUCCGAGAGGUUCUCCCUACAGCUGAAGCAGUCUAACCCGCCAGUAACUACGCCAACAUCUCCAGUGGCAGGCCCAGUAGGAGCCACAGCAGCCGCUGCACAGGGAACUCCUGCAGUGCCCAGUAAACCCAUCGAGAGAUCCGCCACCGUGGGCGAAUUCAAGGGCAUCCACCAGAGACGGGCCGAGUGGGAGCAGCGGGCCAAGGAAGCGCUGAAGUAGACGGAGGAGCCAGACACCUCGCGACUGUACCUAGCUUAGCUGCAAUCCAAGUGCUUUUGUCUAGUGAUGAUGCACUCCCCACGCCACGGCGGACCAUGAGGAUCGGGAUCUGGAUCGGGAGGCACCAAAAUUUCUAUGUUAAUAAUGCAAAUAAUCAUAAUUAUCACAUUAAUAGCCCAACUAAGCUGUAAGCCUGUUAAGGAUCGCGCGAAGGUUAUCAAAGUUGAGGGCACCCGACUGGCGAUCUGGUCAUCCAAAGAAAAUCGCGACCAUGCGAGUCGAGUCCGGCCUCCGGCAACACACUACAGGCAAUAACUAUAAAAAUCGAUCUUCAGAAAGUGAAUAGUUUAAAACCCUAUAUUUUAGUCCCUCUGCGUAUGGUUUUGCAAAAUUAAUUUCGAAUUCGAGAUAUUUAUGUAAACUCUAAACUUAAAAAGCCGUAAGGACUGUGAGUAUAUAUAUAUAUAACGAGAUUUGCGAGGAGAGCCUGAUAUUCGAAACAUCUGAUUUACGUUAAGUUUAUAUUUCAAGAAAGCUUUGAAUCGAUAGAGAAAAAUUAUUUUACUAUCUAGGUUAUCUAUAAUAAAUUUCUAGCGUCGAUAUAUUAUAUAUUAAUUCAGCGACCUUGUUAUGCUACAUCCUUGAUGGUCCUGCCAAGAUAACCCGAGGAAAUGAACCACAGGCGCUUAUUCAUCAGUGUGAAAACCUUAAGCAUUGUAACAAGUUUGUAAAUGUACAUACAAAAUAAAAUCGAACUAAUAAAUAUCCAAGUAUAUGCAA
Messenger RNA from Drosophila serrata, 5687 nucleotides. RefSeq lists its product as uncharacterized. Lineage: Eukaryota; Metazoa; Arthropoda; Insecta; Diptera; Drosophilidae. The record is from RefSeq and is a predicted model, not a curated record.